Messenger RNA from Kuraishia capsulata CBS 1993, 1527 nucleotides. RefSeq lists its product as uncharacterized. The record is from RefSeq and is a predicted model, not a curated record. Gene Ontology annotation, molecular function: serine-type endopeptidase activity. Gene Ontology annotation, cellular component: peroxisome. Lineage: Eukaryota; Fungi; Ascomycota; Pichiomycetes; Pichiales; Pichiaceae. Bases 1 to 1527 code for a protein of 508 amino acids. Gene Ontology annotation, biological process: protein processing; regulation of fatty acid beta-oxidation. The transcript has a single exon.
AUGUCGCUGUACCAACCAGUGACAAUCCGGAUUGUAUCGAAGAGGACCCGAAAUGCGGUGAUCGGUGUUUCCGGGAUUUUCCUGAAACACGGGGAAGCUGAAUACGUGAUUGCCCUCUCGCAGCUCCCUGCAGGGUUCGAGAAAGACAGUUUCGAGGUGUACUUCACCUCCAUGGCUCUGAUCAGCAACGGUGUGAUUAGCUGGGUUCGUUGCAAAUUUGGGUCGGUGAAUACUAUAUCGGAUAACCUGCUGUUCCAGGAUUUUGGAGGAUUCGGUGUGGUGCCAAAUAUUACGGAUGGAAUUGGCGUAGUCCUCGUGCUGAAACCACUCGGCCAUACCAGAGAUCAUGAUCUGCGCCCUAUACGAUUCACCAGGCUGGAAAGAUCAACUCCUGCAUGCGAAUUUGAAAGUUGUCCCUUUGGGCUUUCGAACGUAUCUAUUUUUUCUGGAUUCCGCGCAUGUGCGGAUAUAUUGUAUUCAGACCCCAAUGGUGCAUACUACCUUGCUGAUCUAAAGUACAUGGACAACAUGAUUGGUGGAAACGUGUGUCUUGGUGCCAAUUCUGUAGGACUGGUAUAUGGUGGACUACGGAAGGUUAAUGGUGAUGGUGAGGUGAUGCUAGUGAUUUCCUGGAAGGUUUUGGCUAGGUACCUACCGUUCAAGCUGGAGAUAGAGGAACCCAUAAGGAAUACGGAAGCGACCAUCCAGAGGGGCCUUUCGAAUGUCGACGUAUUAAACAGGUCAGUUGUCAGAAUAUCGACUGUAUCACCUACUGGCCAACAUCAUUGGGGAUCUGGGGUUCUGGUAGCCCCCAAUGUGGUGGUCACCAACAGACAUGUUUUGAUCGCAGAAGGGGAACCGAUGUCUGCUCGGAUACUGGUGACCUUUUCCUCUGGAAUAACGGUUGAGGUUGAGGGUUCGACUCUGGCUGCAGCUGUGAGUAUCCCUUUUGAAUUCUAUGACCUCUGCUUCAUCAAAUCGGAGCUGUUUGCUCAAAAAGAAUUGGGGUAUGCCUCAGUCGCAAACACCCCGAUAACGGAUCUGGUCACAGACCUGGAGAGAUUCGGGGCCGGAAGCCGGAUUUUCGCUCCACAAACUUCAAAUGAUAAUGUCACGACCAUCGGAUUCGGACUCAUGCAGAAUAAAGCUCCAAUGGUUAGUUCUGGCCAUAAGAAUUUCUCGAAAGAACUGGCUCUUUUCGAUAAUCUUCCAAAUGUCAACGUGCUCGCAAUUGUUUCUGCGUCUUCGUGGAGCGGCUCUUCUGGUGGAGGCGUGUUCCACUCAAACGGCCAAUUUGUGGGGAUAAUGGUUUGCAACGGACGGUUGAGUACGGGGGAAGUAUUGAGUCGGUUUACAUUGGUAAUUCCCUGGCAAAUUGUGGUUAUAGGAUUCUACAAAGUCUACGGGUCUGGUAGCGGCACAAAGCGGGUAAUUGAGGUUUCUGCACCGGCGCGGUCCGAGUGCGAGGCGUUGUGGGGGCUUCGGGAGCCAUACAACGAUGUAUUCAUUGAGAACUUGAAAUUAUAA